Molecule: messenger RNA, 6199 nt
Organism: Rhagoletis pomonella (apple maggot)
Lineage: Eukaryota; Metazoa; Arthropoda; Insecta; Diptera; Tephritidae
Gene: jeb
Product: transcriptional regulator ovo
Biological process (GO): positive regulation of MAPK cascade
Cellular component (GO): terminal bouton
Molecular function (GO): transmembrane receptor protein tyrosine kinase activator activity; protein binding
Source: RefSeq, a predicted model, not a curated record
AAAAUGAACCAGUCAAAAUAAAAUUGCAAAAACACAUAGCCCCGCCGAGUCGCACCGAAGCAAUUGGUUUCGUGAUAUAUAAAAGUGUUUGUGCAGCAGGGAAGGCAGUCAGUACGCGAUUGAAAGUGCAAGCGCAAGGAAUUGGCGAAUGAAAUAAAAUAGAUGAAAACAAAAACAAAAGCAAAAACCAAUAAGCAAUCCUUUGAGUGCUUGCUGAAGAGCAUUGGAUACAAACAUUCUAACUAAAGGUGAUAAGAAAAUUAUGCAAAACAAGUAAAAAAGCAAAAUAAACUCCAGCAGAGCUCCACUCAAACUCCAAACUAAACGACAGAGAUUCAGGCAUAAUUUUCCGUCGUUGCGAAAGCCAAGGAAAAAUAUUAAAAACAAAGAAAACUAAAACGAAAAACUUGCCAUUCUGUGCUGCAAUCAUAAACAGGAAGUUCCAGGGAGCAAAUCAUUUUGCAGCUGAUAAGUGCGCAACAAAAACAAAGUGUAAAAGUAACAAAACAGCAAAGUAGUAUAAAAAGUAUAAUUCAGAAAAAAAAACACGAAAAAAGGAAGCAAGUUAAGCUAAAAGUGAAUACGACACUUCACAACAACUAGCGGUAACGUGCACACAGUAGAGAACGACCAGAACCAGAGACUAGGCGCAAGCCAGUCUUCUACGUACUCGACUCGAGUCUCAAGCAUUGCACAACCAGCAGCAUAUCUAGGCGCUUGGCAAACAUUCAUACAGCGACAGCAGACAGACCGACAGGCCGGUCGCCGAAUAAACAGACAGCCAACAGCCAAGCAGUGAGUGUGCAGGAGAGCAGAAACAUUUGCCUGCAACCUACAGUGCGAACGCCUAACCAGUCGAAGAUAAACACAAAGAAAGGACGAAGCAAAGCAGACCAUAAAGCGAGAUUGGGUAGAAGAAGGAGCAGCCGGAGCUAAUAGAGUACGGUGGUGGAGAGAAAACUUUUGCUGGCGACAGGUGAACGAAGGUCCUCACUGAAAACACAUACAAACGAAACCAAACAUAUAAAACGCUUGUGCGCUGCUAUCCUACCCCCUCGCAAUCCCCAGGGACAGACACGUAACGCAAACAAAACAGAGCAAAAUAAAAUAUAAAACAUAAAGCUAAAAAUAGCCGACCAGCCAGGCAGCACGGCAGGAAGGUAGGCAGGUAGGCAGGCAGGCGGCAGUUGUCGAACGAUCCAAAAGCACUGCAAUCCAGUCAGUCAGUCAGCCAACCAGCCACCCAGUUACUGAGCACACGGUAGGCGCGGCAAGUGAGUUAGAGACGCGGUGCGGUGGCUUGGUAGUUUUAGUGGCAGCAAAACAAAGCCGAAACUAAAUUGGCGAAAAGCAAAUAUAAGCCAAGAGACUUUAAUGCGCAGUCUUACCAAAAAUAAACGAGAAAACAAGAAAAUAAAAUAAGAAACCUAAGAAAAAAUAUAUAAGAAAUAAAGAGUGUGUGUAUGUGAAAAAAAAAUUUAGUGGAGUGUGCCUAGCGAGAAAAGAGAAAAAUAAAACAACAACCGUGCAGACAGUUAAGGUGCUACAAAGUGCAUAUCCACCCCUAGAAUCUGAGCAGAUAAGCAUAAAAAUAAAGCAGACAAAAAAGUGCGAAAAAAAAAACAAAAAACACAGCGAAGUCCGCAAACGACGAGUGCGUCCGAAAAAAGCAAGCACAUACUGUGUCAAAACUAAUAAAAAGUAAGUUAUCCCCUCGGAGAAAUAGUGCGAAACGUGCAGGUAGAAAAAUUGUGUUUGCUAAACGACAGGUGAGCCCCAAACGAACUGUGGUCAAAAGUCGUCAAUAAGCUGCUAAGCGACGUGACUCUUCUCACCAAAAACAAAAAACCAAAUAAAAACAGAGAAAACCUAAUAAAAAGGCAUCACCGAGUAGGUUUGUACAGUGCGACGCAAACAAACAAUCAACAGUUGCGUGUGGAACAAAUGAGCUAUACGCACAUGUUGUGCUGAAAGUAAAUAAGUAAGUAAGCGGCUUAAAAUUGAAGCCCGGACGACGUGCGUGGAAGUGCGUGCCACAUGCGAGAGAGCAAAGCCAACGAAAACUGAGUGACUGUUGUCGACAGGAAAACGCAAUUAAACAGAUAGCUUAAACUGGACGGUGACUAAAGUAGAGAGUGCGAAGAGUGAGAGCAAAAUUUAAAGACAGUUUGGUAAACUUAGAAUUCAUUAAAGAUUGUAGCGCGCACUGGGAAAUAUAUGCCGCAAACUGACCACAAGGGCUUUUAUAAGGCUGAAUAGUUCCUCAAAGUAAUGUCAAAAUAUAAUAAAAAAAAUUAACUAAGAAGCUUCUGCAGAAUAUCUCACAAGGCACACAACUACAAUCUACGCAAGUGGUCAAGCCUCAACCAAUUUAGAUUGCGGUCGGUGCUAUUAGAAACUUGUACACACAGUUCCUCCAAAGAUUCAACACACAACCGUAAAUCUACACGAACGGACGACGCAAAUCAUAGUAGCUUACUCGACUCACUCCAGACAAUUGCAAGAAUCGCAGACACGCAAACGUAACAGCUAAAGUAGAGUUGCGGGAACAGCGCAUCGAUUAUCGAUUUUGUCUCCACUGACAUAUAACAAGAUUGGCGCGCUCAAAAAGAAGAAGACAACAAGAGCAACAAGAAAAGACUAUAGCAAGCGUAUAUAUACAUAGAUAAAGUAGAAAACAAAAAAAUUUAGUAAUAGAAAAAGGAAACACAACCAGACGACAGCGUAACUGACAAACGGAAGACUGAAGUCUAAAGCUGUGCGAGCCAAGUGAGCAGGCGUGUGCUGUGUAGUGAGCCAUUAUCGGCCACAAACGAACGAACGAGCGUUACGACGCAGUUGCCGGUGUUGGUAAUGAAACCCGCGGCAAACUAAGGGCGGCAUACCGACCAACGGCCAACCAACGACCGACCGGGGUUAGCAAGAAGCCAGUGUAGUAGAGCGCCUCGAAACGGGCUCAACCAAACAACAAAUAAACAAAGGAAAAAUAAACAAACAAGCAACUAAAAUAUUAUUGUAAUCGCUUGGAUUACAGUAACAACGACUGAACGCUCGACUGGCGCGCCACACAGCGCUUACGACGGCAAUCGAAGUCUGUGAAAUUGCCAUUUCAACGGCGUAUUUAACUAUCGUACAUUGCCAGCCAAGCACACCGAUGAAAGGAGAAAACAACAUAUAAAAUACAGUGGCGAAAAAAGUGUGUGUUCGGUGCAGGAAAGUAAUGAAAAAAUAACAAAACCAAAGCAAAAAAAAGCGACUAAACAUAAGAAACCAACUAGCACGAACAGCAAACGGAAACAGCUGAACAUAAAACCCACGAAAAGCCAUUGAAAGCACACAAAGAAAUCAACAGCCAACGAGACUUACAGCGAAUCUAAAGGACAACAAAAAAAAAACAGCGGAAACGUACUUUUUGGCGAGGCAUCAAAACGUUCCGGCGAAAAAUUGCGAUUACGUGAAAAACUUCAGCCAACAAACAAGCGCUCCCGCAGGCGAAAGCGCUAGCCGCCAUAAGGCAGCAAUCAACAACUUGUGAAGACAACGGAAAAAGUUGGGAAUAGCCGUUGACGUUGCCAAGAAAUUCACGCGGCGAUAAAACGAAAAGUUGCUUGGUGAAAAUUGAGCAACGCAUCUUCCAGCAUUCCAGUUCCGUUAAGGGGCAGUACGGCCUCAAUAAUAGCUUGGGCAUAGUACGCAGCUUGUAACGUUAACCUCGUAACGCAAACAACUUACUAAGAGACUGUGAGAGAAUGAAGACUUUUGUGUUCAAGCGAAUUGUUGCUUAGACUUAAACAGCAUAUCCGAGACCCAGCAUCCAAAAGCCAAAAAAAGAGCCUACGCUUUAUUUGCGUUCCCACAAAAGUCACUUGAACUCCUGACCGACCCUUUCGGCGUCCGACAAGCAAUUCUCGCCUCUCAACAAUUCGUUUCACACCCAGCCAAGUAGUAACGAAAAAUCCCCAAACAUAGCACGUCUAAUAGAUCGUUUACGCCGCCUCAACAAAAAGAAAAUGCUCUGCUCCAUUCUACGUACCUUCGCCUGCGUGCUGAUCAUACAGGGUGGCAUUUACGCAUUGCGUUUGAAUGGCCCUGGUGGCGGCGGCAGCAGUCCUGGUGCGGGCGGUGUCAGUAGCAUAGGCAUUGGUAGUGGCGUUAAUACGCCAACGAAUAUUGGCGUCGGCGUCGGCGGCACGCAACACAAUACCGCCGCGAAUAGCAAUCAAAUGCUCAAUAUACUCUCCGCAACGCAGCACGCGCAACAUUUGCAUGCCGGCGGCAGUGGUAGCGGUAGUAGUGGUGGUGGCGUUGGCAGCGGCAGUCUUGCGCAUACCUUCAGCAAAUCCAUGGUGGGUCAGUUAGAUAGCGCUGGCCGUUUGUCCCAGGAGCUGGCCGAUAUGGCGCAGCUGGAGCGCGAACGGCUUAUGUUGCUCGGUCUGGCGAAACAGACCGCUGCGGCCAACGCGGGCACUGGCCAUCACGGACGUCCCAUCAUCACCGGUCGCAUACAAAUGAGCCCUGUCGAGGAGGUGGAGAGCGAUUAUCCGUCAUUGCUGUUGCAACAGGCCCGCGGUCCUAUGUAUGGUAGUGUCGUGAAACAGCCGUCAGCCAUUGAGGAUGAGUAUAUAGACGAGGAGGGCGAAUACGGCGCGCACACGCGCCCUGAGAAGUAUGAGUAUGGGCACAUCGUGCAACCUUCCGACCGCGAGGAAUACGGCCAGCCGCAGCGUGGUGACGACUUGGAUGUGCUGAUCGAGGCUGAACCAGAGCUGGAUGAAAUGCUCACCGAUUUGGACAGCUACCAGUACUUAGAUGAGUUGUUGCCGCCCGAACAUCGCAGCAUGUGGAGUGAUGACUCGCCAGCUCAUGCCGUUGCCGGCGGCAAUACUAGGCCACAUCACUUGAACGAUGGUUUGCCGCUACUGUUGAAUCCAUACCGCACGCUCGAGGAACUCGAGGAAAGCGCACCGCACACCUUGCAGGAAAUAUUCGAAAAGGAACAGCAUGGUGGUGGCGGUGGCUUGAAAGAGCAGCGCGCGCAGCAAGUGCAGCAGCAGGCACAUGAACAACAACAGCAGCAUCAAAAACAUUAUCCGCCACAGCAGCAACAACACGCAUUUGGCGGCGGGAUUAAGCAUCGCAGUGGCGCCUAUGCUGGUGGUAGCGCCGGCGGUGCUGAAAACUUCAAUACACAUCUGCAGCAGAAGUGGCAACGUAAACGCUCACAGCAACAACAACAACAGCGCCAGUUGCAACAGUGGCAGCGCAAUAUUUUCGGCCAACAGCGGCAGCAGUUGCAUCAUUUUGGCUCGAACACUGAAAGACACAAUAAUUUCGCGUUUGCCAAUUCGGAAGCCACCGCCAGCAAGCAUAUUCAGCCGAACAACAGCAACGAUAACAAAUUGCCAAGCGCUCUCAUCGCAAUGGCACCGCAGCAAAAAAGUUCCUCUUCAACACUGUUGUCCGCCGACAGUGGCGCGACAAUCAAAAGUGAGCAGCAGCAACAACAAGAACUAAAGCAAACGCCAAUGCAGCAGCAGGUUGGCAAGGGAAACAUUGAUGAUAGCGCUAGCUCAACGACCGCUUUCGCUAAAGCUGCUGCGAAAUUGAAAGCACAACAACAGACACAACAGCAACAGCAACAGCUACAUAAGCAACAGCAAACGCCAUUACAAAAGCAGGAGUCUUUCUUGCAUCCCAAUCAUAAACGUUCCGGCGGCCUGGGCGUCGGCGGCGGUGGUGCGGGCAAUAGUAUGUCCGCAGCUGCUGCUGCGGCGGCGAAUAACGGUUACUCGUCCAUAGCGAGUCAGCUGAUGUUGCGCACAGCGCGAGGGCAGCGGCAGUACGAUGUGCCACAAAUAGAAUGUCCCGCCGCUAUGGAUGGCAUGGAGCGCUUUGCGUGUCCCACACCCGAUCUGCAGGGUCGGUAUCGGUGCAUAGACGAUCAUGUGCUAUGCGAUGGAUUCAUCGAUUGUCCGGAGGGUGAGGAUGAAGAUCGGAGAUCGUGUAUGUUCUACAAAACGGUUAAAGCCCAUCUUGAUGUGUUAGCGGAUGCGUUACUGCGUUGGGCGCGAGGGCGUUAAACAAUAACAACAACCACCACACAUAUUGUACAACAAAAUAACACAACAUAACUCUCGCCUUCCUAUGCAUUAAUGCAAACAAAACAAAAACACACUUACGAAAGCAACACGAAUAUACA